This is a messenger RNA of Colletotrichum abscissum, 1818 nucleotides long. Its product is annotated as platelet-activating factor acetylhydrolase. Gene Ontology annotation, biological process: mitochondrial respiratory chain complex I assembly; aerobic respiration; electron transport coupled proton transport. Bases 1 to 1818 code for a protein of 605 amino acids. The record is from RefSeq and is a predicted model, not a curated record. The transcript has 5 exons. Lineage: Eukaryota; Fungi; Ascomycota; Sordariomycetes; Glomerellales; Glomerellaceae. Gene Ontology annotation, molecular function: NADH dehydrogenase (ubiquinone) activity; 4 iron, 4 sulfur cluster binding; quinone binding.
AUGUCCAGCCUUUCUGUUUUGCGGUAUCAUCCGCUGAGACUGGCACCUCGAGCACAAGUUUAUGCCCUUCAUCUUUCAUCUACAUCAUCUAUACUUGGACCUCAGCAUCAUCGCCAUCAGAGCCAUGCGAGAUCACACUCUACGAAAACUAGCAUCGUGCCACAGAACACUCUCCCCUUUGACAGCCAAAUCAUCAAACCACCAUCCAACGCCGUCGAACAUGUGUUAACGACCUUGGAUAGCAUCGUCAAUUGGGCCCGCCAGGGUUCCUUCUGGCCCUUGACCUUUGGUCUAGCCUGCUGCGGUAUAGAGAUGAUGCAUGUAUCCAUGCCCCGCUACGACCAGGAUCGUCUCGGCAUCAUCUUCCGCGCCUCACCUCGACAAGCGGAUGUUAUGAUCGUUGCUGGCACGGUCACGAACAAGAUGGCACCUGCUGUUCGACAAUGCUACGACCAGAUGCCCGACCCGAAAUGGGUUAUCAGCAUGGGCAGUUGUGCGAAUGGAGGUGGUUACUACCACUACAGCUACUCAGUCGUCAGGGGAGUGGAUCGGAUUGUACCCGUCGACAUCUACGUGCCCGGAUGCCCACCCACUGCAGAGGCUCUACUACAUGGCGUGUUUCUCUUACAGGCAAAGCAGAGAAGGACGAAGAUCACGAGAAUGUGGUAUCGGAAUGUAUUGAACGGCUUCACUGCGCCGUCGACCGCCAACAUGAAGGUUCAAACCCCCAGAGCCCUGGCGAUUUGGUUCUGCGUGUCGCUCGCAUGUACGGCCCUCGGAGAACGACUCCCUGAUCCUACGGGAGGAUACAACGUCGGCGCUCAGCGUUUCGUCGUCCCCUUCUUGGAAGAUAAUGAUGUCGUGUGGCCGAACGGUGUUUCGACUGAGUACCUCGUCACGCUGUACUAUCCUACCGAAGACGAGAAGCCUUGCCCAAAGCCGUACCUCGAACCCGAGCUUGCCGAAUUAUACACCGACCUGUGGAGCUACAAUAUUUCUCACUUGACGUCAACGCUGAGAUGGAACGCGACUUAUCUGAAUGAAGAGAGCGGCCCAACACUUCUUUUCGGACCUGGCGGUUGGGGUGUUCCGACGGAUGGCGACUACAUAAUCAUCUCGGAACUGAUAUCACAUGGAUAUGUCGUUGCUGCGUUUGAUCACGUUUAUGAGCAGCCUUUUUUGCGGUACCCCAAUCGCACGGGCGUCUACGGACUGCCACCGAAUUUCAGCAAUUAUUCCCUUGCCUGGGUAAAGGACUUGCAUGCCGUCAGGGUCAGACAGCAGCUGCACUUCAUCGACUACUUCCCCUCACUCGUGGCAAGGCUUGAAGCUCCCUUUAGGACCACCGACUUCGGCACAUUCGGGAUAUCGUUAGGAGGCUCUGCUGCUCUCACCGUAGCUCUCGAGAGCGAUGCAGUAGCAGCCGCUAUAAACGUCGACGGUGCCAACUGGGGUCGAUUGAACAGCACAUCGGACUCGGAUCUCAAGAAACCCUCGAUGAUUCUAGGCUUUCAGGGCCACAACGCGAAUUCGGACCGCACCUGGAACAACUACCGAGCCUGGCAGACUGGCUGGUGGCGUCUGUUCUCGGUGGAUGGAAGCUUGCAUCCUGACUGGUCUGACCUGGGGUUCUGGAAGACUUUCGGCACGACACGUACACAGGGGCCAAUUGACGGAAGGAGAAUGGUCCAUAUCUCAAGGACGUUCAUUCGGGCCUUUUUUGACGACAUCUUGCGUCAUAAUGACCAGCCUCUUUUGGACAGCCCUUCUGAAGACUUCACUGAAGUGCAUUGGGACGAAGUUCACAAUGGACCAUGA